Molecule: messenger RNA, 9626 nt
Organism: Leucoraja erinaceus (little skate)
Lineage: Eukaryota; Metazoa; Chordata; Chondrichthyes; Rajiformes; Rajidae
Gene: setd2
Product: SET domain containing 2, histone lysine methyltransferase
Exons: 24
Coding region: 672-8933 (2753 amino acids)
Biological process (GO): regulation of DNA-templated transcription
Cellular component (GO): nucleus; chromosome
Molecular function (GO): protein binding; histone H3K36 methyltransferase activity
Source: RefSeq, a predicted model, not a curated record
GUUACGGAGCGACGUACUGUUCUUUCUCGAGGGCUGGAAAAAAAUACAACACGGACGCGCACACACACUUACACACAAAAUAUAAUGUGUGCUUAAACCAGGAAGGGGGACCAGACGGAAGACAAAUUUAAAUGUCUACAACUAUAGAAGAAAUGCAUUCUUUUCCGAUGGAAGGAUUUUUUUGCGUUCAUUCUGUUUUGCAGGGGCUGAGCGGGGAUUAAAUAGAUCGCGUGCCUGGUUGGAGAUUUUUUUUAUGUGUGUGUGUGUACACACAUACACACAAGGUACAAUAUAUUUAAACAUGGGAAGGAUGUUUUAAGAAGGAGGGAGAUAGUGUGUGUGUGGGGACUGCGAGCAGCGGCAGGCAGGCCGGCCGGAGCAGGAUGGAGUGAAGCUGAAGGGCAACAUUUGUAUCGGAUCGACGAUCGGGAGAAUUGAUACAAAAAGAGGGUCGGAUUUUUUGGAGCGUCGAAGUUGUCACACCCGGAGCUAAAAGUCUCAAGCUUCCAAAAAAGAAAUCGACCCUCCACGCCGCCUCGCUGGAGGAGGACAAAAAAAACAUUUAUCUCCCUCCCCUCCCCUUUCUCUCUCCACGUUUUAUUAUUUUCAUUUUUUUUAAUUUUUUUUUUUCAUGCUGAACGUUUUGAGCAAAGUCGCGCCGCUCGCCGAAGAUGGGGGACGCUUAUGACCCCGAGCACCCGACCGAGGCUUAUGCCUCCCCACUCCCUCCGUCGCCCACGAGGGAAGGCUGGACUGAACUACAGAUGUCGCCAGAACUCUCCACGCCUCUCCAAGCUCAGACCAUGGGAGACUUGCUUGCAAUGGGAGAAGACGAGAAUUCAGUCAAAUCGGACAAUCUAUCCCUAUUGAGUGCACUCAAGGCCCAAGCAUCGAAAGGUUGCAGUCGCUUUCUCCCGAAGGGCACCAAGGCCAAGGUCAACCUUGAGGACCAGGGGCGUCAGAAGGUGUCUUUCACCUUCAACGUGACAAAGACUUUGCGCAAUAGGUUCCAAAGUGCCAUUGGGUCCGAGUUGGACGAGGUCAAGACUUCACCUCCGUCAUUGCCCCCGCUGUCCAUGAGAGGGAGCCAGGAUAGUAAAAGUGAUUCGGACUCUGCCGACGUUCCGGAGACUGCAAAAUCGCCGUCGCCCAAGUCGAAGGUGGAAUGGAGCAAGGUGCACUUCAAGAAGAAGCAUCUGAACGAUGCAGCCAAACCUCUGAGCGUCUCGGACAGGGAGCAGUGCAGCUCAUCAGUGGAGGAACCAAUGGACACGUCCAUCAAGACAUUGUGUUCAGGAGGAACCGAAACUAUGAUAAAGGCAGCUGAUGAAACAAAACCAUCCAUUCAGAAUCUCGGCACGGCCCACCUUGGGAAAGGAGAGAACGAGGAGGAGUUCAGGAAUGCCUCCUCGUCUUCUGGAAAUGAGGAACCGACGAAAGUUGUUCAGGCAGAGGAGGUUGUGCAAGCAGUCUCGGCCGACUCUGACUCUGAGGUGGAUUUGCUGAGGAAGUCGCCUAGUUUGAAGUCGCACGAGGCGAAGAAUGCUGAAUCGGGUCGAGAGGUUAAGAAACAUCCAGUGGCUUCCAGAACCGACGAGGUGGAAAAGGUGCCUUCCCAUUCCAAGUCCGAGCGAGACCGGAGAAGCAGUGGCCGCUCCAAGUCUGAUCGAGAUACAAGGAGGACUUCAUCCCACUCAAAGUAUGGAAGAGAAGAGAGGCUGACUUCGUCUCGAUCUCGCUCCGACAGAGAUUCAAGGGCACCUCCUUCCUACUCCAAGUCAGACUGGUCGAGGAGCUCGCACCAUUCCGAGAAGGACAGACAUCGCCGCGGUUCCCCUCACUCGGAAAGGAGCAAAUCUUCCCGAACCAAACUGUGCGCCGAUUUAAGAGAAGCUUCCUCUUGUUCUGAUUCUGAGGAAGAUUCUAGAAGGUAUCACCCGCGGUCAAAUUACCUGAGAAGGACUUCAUUGCGUUCUAAAUCAUACAGAGAUUUGAGGAAAUACCAGUCACGGCCAGAUAGAGAUGUGAGGGCAACAUCAUCCUGCUCUGAAUCAGAGAGAGAGACCAGAAGGACUAAGUCUCAUUCUAAAGUAUCGAGGGUACCUGCGUCGUGUGUCGACUCGGAAAGCUCUAAAGUUAAUUCUUCCGAACUAGAGCCAGAUUCUAAAAAAUUGUCCAAAUCUGACUGUCAUUCAAAAAUCCCUUUGUGUCAUUCAAAAUCAUCGGCUUCCUGUCAUAAAGCUGAGGCGGCCCGAACCAACUUGUCUGAUCUGGAAUCGGACUGCAGGAAGCUCUCCAAAUCCGAGGGCCACCUGAGGACUACUUCAUCUCAUUCCAAAUCCCCAAUCUCUUGCCAUGAGGGUUCAUUAAAGAAGGCCUCCCCAGGACCAGAGGUGGACUUGAAAUGUUCCAAGCUCGACAGUAACUCCCAGGCAGCUCCAUCUCAUUCCCAGAUUUCCACUUGUUGCGGCACAGGAGCUACUCCGGGCGAUUCCCCGGAGCUGGAAGCCGAUUCUCGGAGUCUCAAGCCAGAUAUUAAUUUACGGACAUCUCCGCAUAAUUCUAGAUCUACCAAUUGUCAUCAAAUGGAGGUGGUCAGAAUGGACUUUUCCGAACCAGAGUUGGAUUCGUGGGCCAACAGCACGUCGGAGAAGAACGUAAUGGUGACGCGCUCUCGCGCUAAAUCCAGUGCGUUUUGUGAGGCGGAGGUGGUUGCAAUGGAUUCUGCGGAGGCUGAACUGGACUCGUGGGCAAACAGUCGGUCAGAUAAGAACUCAGUCAUCACCCCGUCCCAUUCGGAGUCGCAUCCUUCUUUGGAAAUUACGUUAACUAAAGUGGGCUCUUCUGAUCCGGAUACCGAGUUAGACCCUUGGGAAUGCAGUCGGUCAGAUCGGAAGGCGAGAAUAAAUGUGUCGAGUUCUCGACCGCAUAAGAUACGGACUUUGCCUCUAUUUCCGUCUGACAGGGAAUUAAGAAGGACUUUGUUCUCCGAGUCAAACGAUGACUUUGGUGAAGUUGCUGAACUGCGCGAGUCGGGGACAACACAACAUGUUCAUCGAUCAGACCAUGUUUGUUCCUCACUUAACCACCAACCUAACAAUUCCGUCAGCACUUCCCCAUAUCCCACGUCGGAUUGCUCAAGGGCGUGUUGCCUCUUCAGACCCACUGUUGAAACGGCUAGUUCCAAACUAGACGGACUUCGGGCAAAAGCUGCAUCUUGCUCAGAGUCAGAUGAAGAACAUGAAGCUUUAUCUCAGCGUGAGACUACUUUGAUGGUCUCGUCUCGUGACUUAACAGAUGACAUGCCGUCCCCACCUCGUUUCAUGGAUAACACUUUGAAGACGCCGCCGUAUUCCAGCCCAGAUGAGGUCCAGUACUCGGCUCACCAUAAAGUGGAGGAAUUUCACCCUUCACACUACACCAAGAGGGAACAGAUAUUGGUCUACCCCAACCUGGGUGAGUUCACAUCCGUCUCCCGCUCCAGCUUGGAAGAGACGGUGAUCAUCACAGCCGACCCCGAAGGUUGCACGAGAGACGUGAAACUCACGGGCAGAGAGCCAACGGAAAGCCGAGCGGUGGACAGUCAACACGUCAAUGAAGGAGGUGGCUCUGAACUGAGGAAUGAUAAACUGUAUUACAACACAAAUAGCUUUAGCAGUUGCGUGAGUCUACAGAAUGCCAUGUCCAGCCACCAGAAUUGGGAUUCGGUCGAGAAAGUUAGACUCUACAUGGAUUUGGCGAGUCGCCUUAAUUCCGAAGCUAAAGAGUCUGCAGCGGUGAAGAUCGAGAGCCCGUCGUCAAAUAACGGAGAGACCUCUUUCAUUGCCAGACCGGACAGUUCCGUGAAGGUCGAGCCAGAGCCAUCCAUGGACAUCUCCGAAGACGAGGAAGGGACGGAAGACGAUUUAAUUGUGGAGAUGGUGACUGAAGGUCCGCCGCCUUUGAGCCCGGCCGACCUUACCAGCUCGAAUGAAGUGGAACGCAAUUCCCAGAGUUAUAAGACCAAGUCCGACUGCGACAGUAGCUGCAUGAAGGUCGAGUGCAACAGUGUGAGCUCCGGAAACGGAGAGUGUUCAGAGGAUGCCAAGAGCAGCAGCGAACAGGAGAGCGAGGAGAGUGAAACCAGCUCGGAUUCGGACGAUGGCAGCGUCCCCAGGAACCGCUUGCAGUCUGUUGUGAUCGUCCCGAAGAAUUCCACCCUGACUUUGGAGGAGAGGGUCCUGAUGUCCUCUCCGUCCUCGUCUACUCGAGUUAAUCAGCAAGAGAAGAGGCAUUUGGGCAUGGAAGGCAGCAAGCCCAGCCAGGGACAUCAGCCAAAUGGUGUUGAACUUGGGAGUGUCCCGCAGGUACUGGACGGUGACCUUGGUCAGGGUGGCGACGUCGUUCAUGGGAUCCACUCCCCCUCAUCAUCACCACCGCCAGCACCGGAGGAGCAACCCCAAGCUUCCUCAAGCCAACUUUCACCGGUGAGCGAGAGCCACAAGAGCUGCAAGCAGCAGUUGUCGACGGACAAGGCCGACAGCACCAGCCAACCCGAGAGGUUCCCCCUCGUCCAAAACCAGCUCCCUCCCACAAGCGAGGGACUUGGCUCGGCGGAGUCGGCAAGCACGGCCGCCACGGCGGAGAGGCACCAGCAAUCGGCCGGCGGCCACUUGCCUGGUUUAACGGCGGCACAGAACAGCGCCCAGCCGUUUCGUGCGGUGGAGAUGGGUGCCGGAGAGAAGCCGGACAGCCGGCAGGCUGCCCCGUGGCCCCAAGAGCAGGCCCAGGAGCGGAGAUCAUAUCGCAGCCCAGAGUACUUGAAACGCCUGGACUGGGACCCGGCUCAGGCUGAAGCUCCCAGCAGCAGUUGUCAGCAGCCAGACAGCAGCUACGGGUUGUACCGCAAGUACCGCUUCCAAACCGAGGAGGCGGACCUGCCAAACAGGAGCGAGAGCUGGCACGGCAACAGAGCAGCUUACUGGGACCCCAGGCUGAGCGCCAAAUCGGUCAUCUACAAUAGCUACCAGUUGGUUCAAGACAUCUCCGGCUCGGAUGCUCAAGGUCAGGUCCAACCCGAUUCCAUGACGGACGACUUUGCCAGCUACAACAACUGGGAGACGGUCAACCGCGACCCGCGCUGCGUCCCCAAGGGCGUGAGCUCCCUGCAGGCCCACGAAAUCACCAGCAACUCCAGCAAGGGGACCACCCUGGUGCUGAAGGCCAGCGACUCGACGGCGGAGAAGGAGUCCAGGGUCAAGGAGCUGGAGAAGAAGUCUGACGACGAGCAGCGGGAGGAGGAGUGCCACAAGCCCCAGGCGGAGGAGGUGGACACGGACCUGGAGUGCGACGCGGACACCCGGUACUUUGAGCAGGUCCACACCCAUCCCCAUCCACUGGUCACAACGCCCACCACAGAGUGGGCCACUCUCAUCUGCAAGAUGGAGACAUUCAAAAGCUCUCAGUGGUGGAAGGAGCAGUCAAAGUUGGCGAUGAUGCCACCUUACUUCGAAUUAAUUGAUGAAAACUUGUACCUGACGGAGAGGAAGAAGAGCAAGUCUCACCGGGACAUCAAACGUAUGCAGUGUGAGUGUGUGCUGCCACGGGAGGAUCGGGAGCGCGGAGAGCUGGCCUGUGGCGAGGAUUGCCUCAACCGCUUACUCAUGAUAGAAUGUUCGUCAAGGUGCUUACACGGGGAGUACUGCACUAACCGGAGGUUUCAGAGACGGCAGUACGCAGACGUGGAUGUUAUCCUGACUGAGAGGAAAGGCUGGGGACUACGAGCCGAUAAAGAACUGUCAGUGAAUAGCUUUGUCCUGGAGUACUGCGGGGAAGUGCUGGACCACAAGGAGUUCAAGAACCGUGUUAAGGAGUACGCCCGCAACAAGAAUAUCCACUACUACUUUAUGGCACUGAAAAACGACGAGAUCAUUGAUGCGACUCUGAAAGGAAACUGCUCUCGUUUCAUGAACCACAGCUGUGAACCCAACUGUGAAACUCAAAAGUGGACGGUGAAUGGACAACUGCGGGUUGGAUUCUUUACCACCAAGACAGUCGCGGCUGGUGCAGAGCUCACCUUCGAUUACCAGUUUCAGCGAUAUGGGAAGGAAGCUCAGAAAUGUUUCUGUGGGUCGGCGAACUGCCGCGGUUACAUUGGCGGUGAGAACCGGGUCAGCAUUCGUGCCGCCGGUGGCAAGGUGAAGCUGAAGGAUAAGGAUCGGUCCCGGAAGAAGGACUCGGUGGAUGAAGAACUGGAGGCCUUCUUGGAAAAUGGCGACGGCUUGUGUGACUCGGACCAAGUGCUCAGCUUAACCCGGUUGAUGGUACGCAUCGAGACAAUGGAGCAGAAGUUGACCUGCCUCAAGAUCAUACAGAACACACAUUCGCAGAGUUGCUUGAAGUCCUUCCUGGAGUAUCACGGAUUGUCCUUGCUGUGGAUCUGGAUGACAGAGCUGGGCGAUAGCCGAGGGAAUUCCAGCCAUAACAUCAAGCUGCAGACGGAAAUGAUGAGGACUCUGGAGCUGUUGCCGAUUGCCACCAAGAACAUGCUGGAGGAGAGCAAGCUGCUGCCCAUCAUUCAGCGCUGGGCCCAGACCAAGGUGUCCGCUCCGCAGGUCAGCGAGGCCGACGGCUACUCCAGCGAGAACACGUCGCGCGCCCAGACGCCGCUCAACACGCAGGAGUCCUCCGGGCUGAAGCAGAGCGGCGAGGCCGAGGCGGACACGCCCAAGAAGCUGGUCAUGCGGCGGCUGAAGAUCAUGAGCGAGAACAGCAUGGACAGCGGGCUGUCGGACACCAGCAAAGCCUCCGACGGGGAGGUCGAGGUGAAGGAGGCAAAGGAGGAGGCGACGGCGACGGCGGUGACGGUGGAGCCAUCGCCGGGCCUCGCCGCCCCCGCCGCUGACGAGGAGGAGGCGGUGCCGAGCGAGGCGGCGGCCGACGAGACGGAACCGCAGGACGCGGCGGUGAAAGCCGCCAUCGGCAGCAAGCUGGAGGAGGGGGCCGUGGCAGAGACUCCCUCGCAGGACGAGGAGGAAGGCGUGUCCGACGUGGAGAGCGAACGCAGCCAGGAGCAGUCGUGCAAGAUGGAGGACGUGAGCGAGCUGGCCACAAAGCUGCUUGACGUCUGGAAGGACCUGAAGGAGGUGUACAGAAUUCCCAAGAAGGACAGAAGCCAAACAGAAAGAGAAAGUAUUGAGCGCGGCAGGGACGGGACGUCACAGAAGGAUGCUUCCCAAACGCCAAAGACUCCAGUCAACUCCGGCAAAGAGAAGGAUGCCGACAAAUCACUCAGCAAAGAUCGGAAGAAGCGCAGGCCCACCACCUCCCCUCCUCCCUCGGCGUACGAGAGAGAAGGCCUGAAGAGACCGGUCCCAGAUGAGAGGUACGAGGGAGCAACACCAGCCAAGAAGAAGAAAACCAGGAGCAAACUCUCCACUGAGGAGCGGAGGAAACUCUUUGAGCAAGAGGUGGCUCAGCGGGAAGCCCAGAAACAGAACCUGUACCUGGUGCAACAACAGCAGCAGCAGCAGAUCCAGCCCAUCGGUGUGGGCCCGCCGGUGCCUUACGACGGCAGCGCCGCCUACCCCAACUCCCACCAGAACUUUGCCCUCUACCCCCCGGGCUACCCGCUGCAGACGUACGUCGACCCGGUCAACCCCAACGCGGGCAAGGUGCUCCUGCCCACGCCCAACUUGGAGCCGCUGUGCCAGGCACCGAUGGGCUACGAGCAGCCUUUGCUGGGGGAGACGAUGGGCGCUGCGCACCCCGCCGCGCAGCACCUCUCCCCACCGGUGGACAUGCCGGGCCCGCAGUACCUGGCGCCCACCCCAGCCGUCAUUCCCCAGGACCCCAGCGUGGCGGUCAUCCAAGUGCCCGCGCCCCCGACCACCGGGCAGAGCUACGGCGUGUGGGACCCCAGCCAGCAGUCUCUCGCCGUGCACCAGCAAUACGCCAGCGGGCAGUCGCAGGCUCCCAUCUACUACCAGGGGCAGCCGUGCCAGGCCGUCUACAGCAUCUCCUCGCCCUACGGACAGGCCACGCAACAAAUCGUCCAGAGUUACCCUCAGUCGAGUCCAGAAUGUGCUCAGGGGCAGCAGUGUUUCCUGGCUCAUCCGCAGAGCUCCGUCACACAGCCCGCCGCGGGGAUGCUGGUGACCACGUCUGCCCAGUCCUACCAACAGCCUGGGCAGCCACAGACUGCGCAGCAGCUGCAGCCAAACAGUAUAUCAACAUCGGAUUGGAUGGAUGUUUUUGCCGUAAAGAAUCACAGUUUACGGCUGUUAGAGGAGUUGAUCAUCGUCAACAACCUUCUCGACCUGCCGCCGCCUUCACCGCCAAAGCCAAAGACCAUCGUGCUCCCCAACAACUGGAAGACGGCGCGGGAUCCCGAGGGAAAGAUUUACUAUUACCACGUGAUAACCAGGCAAACGCAGUGGGACCCACCACUGUGGGACGGAGGCAGCGAUGACAUGAGUGUGGGUCACGAGGCGGAGAUGGACCUGGGGACGCCCACGUACGAUGAACAUCCAGCCAAGGAUCCGAUGCUGACGGAUCGUCACGGAGCAGACGGUAGUGGAGACGGGACACCCAACUCUUACAGCCAGUCAUCCAAGAUAAAGGCGAAAACGGCAGAGGCGGACACUUCGAGCGAGCUCGCCAAGAGAAGUAAAGAGAUGUUUAGGAAGGAGAUCUCCCAGUUCAUCGUCCUGUGCCUGAAUCCGUACCGGAAACCUGACUGUAAACUAGGACGAAUCGUGGCAACAGAGGACUUUAAGCACCUGGCUCGGAAGCUGACACACGGGGUGAUGAACAAAGAGCUGAAGCAGUGCAAAAACCCCGAGGACCUGGAGUGCAAUGAAAAUGUGAAGCAUAAAACCAAGGAGUACAUCAAGAAGUACAUGCAGAAAUUUGGAGCCAUUUACAAGCCUAAGGAAGAACCAGACGUCGACUGAGUAGUGAACCCCACCCCUCCAACCCCCGAGUUCUCCCUCCCACAGGUGUGCCCUAGCCUAGCGCAAAAACCAUGUGAAUCUAUACCGAGCUUCUCAAUCUCCUCAUAGCUAUCUGUAUUAUACUGUUUUAAUGCAUAUGUGAAUAUAUUGAGAAAGCAAGAACCACUUGUAGUUAACUUCCCCCCCAUUCACUCUGAUGAAUUACAUUUUUGAGGGGGAAAGGUUGUGGGGGUCUGGAUGAAUUUCAUCAUUCUCCCUCUUUAACUGUGUAAAUACUAUAAUAUUGGUUAGAGAUCAACUUGCCCUGAGUAUAUCGCCGACAGUCAGAAACAAAAAAGCUGUCGUGCUUUAAAAAAAAAAAAGAAUCAUUUUACUGUAUUAAAUUUUUACGGACUUUUUUAUGUAAAGAAAAUGUUUAAAAAAAACUUUUUUUGCUCACAAUUUAAUGUCAGCAAAAAGAGAAUUGUGACAAUAAGUGUUUUGGAAAAAAGUUUUAAAACUGUUUUUUUUUUUUUUGUUUUUUUAAAAACUUGUGCAAAAAUGAUCUGUGACUAGUACUGACUUAAAGGUUGAUGUUUUUUUUCUGUUUGGAGAGCAGGCGGUGGUGUUAAUUCACUAAGUAAAGAAAGCUUAAAGUAAAGUGUCUGGUUAAACGCGCACACUCACACGCGCACAUGCACGCGCGCACACACA